Messenger RNA from Fraxinus pennsylvanica, 462 nucleotides. The record is from the annotation of a GenBank genome assembly. Lineage: Eukaryota; Viridiplantae; Streptophyta; Magnoliopsida; Lamiales; Oleaceae.
AUGGCUUCUGCAGAUGUUGAGUACAGAUGCUUUGUAGGUGGACUGGCAUGGUCCACUAGCAACGAGUCACUAGAGCAGGCUUUCUCUCAGUACGGCGUAGUCGUCGAUUCCAAGAUCGUAAAUGACCGUGAGACCGGGAGAUCAAGGGGCUUUGGAUUUGUGACCUUCCAGGAUGAGCAAUCAAUGAGAGAUGCAAUCGAGGGGAUGAAUGGCCAGGACCUUGAUGGCCGUAACAUCACCGUAAACGAGGCUCAGUCCCGCGGCGGUGGAGGCGGAGGUGGAGGCGGUGGAUUCCGUGGCGGACGCCGUGAGGGAGGUUAUGGAGGCGGUGGCGGAGGCGGCGGAGGAUAUGGCCGCCGUGAGGGAGGUUAUGGCGGUGACCGUGGCUAUGGAGGCGGACGUGACCGUGGCUAUGGAGGCGGUGGUCGUGGUGGAUAUGGUGGUGAUGACCGUGGCUACUGA